This is a messenger RNA of Grus americana (Whooping crane), 1696 nucleotides long. Its product is annotated as EF-hand calcium-binding domain-containing protein 12-like. The transcript has 9 exons. The record is from RefSeq and is a predicted model, not a curated record. Lineage: Eukaryota; Metazoa; Chordata; Aves; Gruiformes; Gruidae. Bases 563 to 1639 code for a protein of 358 amino acids.
UGCCGACUCCUGGUUGCAGACGCUUUGGAGAUGAACCCUGCCUGUAGCUUCUCUGAAGGGAAUGCAGCAACUCCAGGGCCCCAGCGAAUGCUAAUCGGGACCUGCCCUUUACUUGCAGAGCAAAGACAGCCCGAUAGAAUGGAAAGAAAAGAUGCCGGAUGGUGAGAUCUGACUAAUGUGGCUGUCGGGGGUUGAACAGGAUCAAGGGCUGGUGCCAGGAAGGGCUUAAGGCCUCCCUCCAAGAAAACAGGUCUCAGAAGGAAUCCCGCGGCUGUUCAUCGCACAUUACGCCUUCUGCGAAGGGGCGUUUCUCCAAAUCGCUUAGCCAGAGCUCAGACGGAGGAAGCAGCGGAGAGAAGAGGGUCCCCUGGCAGAUCGUUGCCCCAGCGUGCAAGCGCAGAAGGAAGGCAGGCCAAAACCACUCCGUUCGAGAGCCCUGAAUUGCCAUUGCCUACUUCUGAAGAACAGCGGCAGACAGGACAGCAAAGAGAGCCUGUAUUUGGGAUGAACGGUAGAAGAAAACUGGAGGCAUCCCUGCCCAAAAGGAAGGAGACAGAAGAGAAUGGAAAAUCAGGAAGUGUCAGCUUGCCAGAAUUGCCACAACCGCAAGCCGGGACAGAAAGCGACAAGAUGCCGAGGGCCCAGGUACAGGAGUAUGCACAGGAUUAUUUUUGCUCCACCUGUGGCAAGACCAGCUUCUCCCUUUCUGAAACCAACUUGGGCCACAGAUUUCUGUCAUUUUUCUGUCUUGCAGCUGUCCCAGGAGGAGGAAGAUCGCCUCAGGCCCACAGAGAUCACCUCUGGUAUAGAAGAGGGUCUACAAACGGCGGAGGCUUGGAAUCAGGGCAGGAGGCAGUUGCGAACCGAGCUGGAAAGCUUCGGGGACAUUGAAAAAUGGCUGAGACAAAAACCUUCCCAAAAUGAUCAAGAAAAAAGAUACCGGGAAAGACCAAAGGCACGCAGAGCAGACAGGAGGGCUGUUGUCCAGUCGGCCGUGACCGACAGCCUGGACCAGUCACCGCCAAAGAGCAGCCAGCCCCAGAAGGGCAGCAUUCCCCUUGUUUGUACACCAUACCCCCAGGCUCUUGUCACGCCGCAUAACCUCCUGCAGAAAAAGAAGCUGAGGCUGGUGGACGUAUUCAAGAAGGCUGGCAUGGAGAGGAGGAAGAUCAAGAGAGAAGACUUCAUUAAAGUCAUCAAGGAGACCAAAGUUCCCAUCAGCGACAAGGAUCUGGAGGACGCGGUCAUCUUCUUGACUUCCUCAAAACUGGGGAAUCUUACAAGUCCCGAAGACCUGACUGAGUGUCAAAAGCAGUGGCUGGAAAUGAGGAAAGGACAAUCCCAAGAGAGCAGAACAGGGGUAGAAGCUCAGUUCCAGAAAGCCACCUGCAAAACUGCCACUUGUCCACCACCUGCUGGGGGCACAGCCAAAGGGAUGAAGCCUCGUGCUCCUACCAAGCCCGAAAGACAGUUAAUACGCUUGGAGGUUCCACCAGUCAACACCAAGCCAGAACGACAAAACCUGAGCUGUGAUGAAAUGGAAGAGACUGGAAAGCUCUCUCUUUCUCGGAGACGGUGGGAGAAGAGCAAAGACAGCCCGAUAGAAUGGAAAGAAAAGAUGCCGGAUGGUGAGAUCUGACUAAUGUGGCUGUCGGGGGUUGAACAGGAUCAAGGGCUGGUGCCAGGAAGGGCUUAA